This is a messenger RNA of Brassica napus (rape), 1288 nucleotides long. RefSeq lists its product as uncharacterized. The record is from RefSeq and is a predicted model, not a curated record. NCBI's taxonomy places the organism in Eukaryota, Viridiplantae, Streptophyta, Magnoliopsida, Brassicales, Brassicaceae. Bases 205 to 861 code for a protein of 218 amino acids. The transcript has a single exon.
UUCUUAUCACUUGUACUUUUUAUGAGAAGGGCCAGUUAAAGUUCUCAUAUGUAAAUAAAUUUCCUUUGAAUAUUUUCAUUGGUAAAAACAUAAAAAAUAUUUAAAAUAUUAUUUUUUUAAAAGAAUUGUAUCUCUACUAUAAAAUUCCUUUUCUCUUUUGAUUUUUAUUACUUUUACUUGUUUUAAUUAUGAGAUAUUCCAUUAAUGACUAAAUCAACUAACAUUAAAUUGUCUAACAAACAAAACAAAGACCUAAUGUUUCGGCUAAUAUAUAGGCCGCAACACUUUAGAUUCAAUCAUAAUCUCUUUUUUUUUCGUAAACUAAAAACCAUGAUGAAAGACAAUACUCAUCCUUCUCCCUUUAAACUGAAACUUGACCAUCAACUCGAACAUCGACAAGAAGCAGAAGAGUUCACUAUCGAUGCUAAUGUCAAGAUUAUCCGACAAGGGUCUCUUCCAUUACAAGAGGCCUUCUUCUCCUCCACUGUCGACAAUUUCAUAUUUGAAGACGAAGAUUGUCCAGAGAAAGUAGAACUCUACGAGUUAUUUAUCGACGCUGGAAUAGUCGAGUUCGAUGCUCAGUUUAUGCUUAUUGACAUGAUUUUGUACGUUUCUGAAAAGACAAAGUCGCUUGAUGACGAUUACAAAGGAGUUUUAACGUUGACGGUUGAAGUUACGUUACCACCGAAACCGGUUGAGUUUAACCGUGUCGGUUCGGAGCAAACUCAAUCCCAAGAAGCAAAAAAGACGAAGACGGUAGAGCAAUGGCUUAAACCAGAUCAUAAAAUACAAAAAGCCGUGUACAAAAUUGGGGCUGAUGGUGUUUCAUUGGUGCGAAGCCCGCAUAAGGUAGCUACGUAGGGUUUGUUGCUUGGAAGAGAAGCAGGACUUUUAGGAUAUUUUAAUCCUUUUGUUUAUUCCUUUUUUGGUUAACAGUUUUGGGUUUUUUUUCCUUGUCCAUUCAGUGGCAUUCAUUAACCCUAGUACUAAACUAAACCAAUGAAGGCUUAGCCACUGCAAAGCAGAGACGACACUUUGCAUAUGAUCCCAGGUUUCUACUUAUAAGCCUUCAUUGGUAUAUGAAAGAUACGCACUCAGAGUCGAUCUCGAACCAGUAUUCGAACGACCUGGCUCCGCCUUUAUUCUCGGACUAGUGGGUACCCUCGUGCUACGCACGAAUCUAAAUAACUGUAGUUAAAAUUAUUUAAUAACCAAAACUAUCAUGUUUAAAGUAUUUUAUGUUUAAAAUUUGAGAUAUAUACAACACAAACUAUAGUUUAUUAUAUUU